AGCGCGCACAGGGAAUGAGCGCUCUCUCUCUCGCUCUCUCUGUCUGUCUGUGUGUGUGAUUGUGAAGAUGGGAGCUGUGUCUCUGUCUCUGUCUCCGCUUCUCCUCUGCUUCUGGCUCGUUUUUCCGCUCUGCACGACCCAGAAAGCCAAAGACAGGAAGACUGUGGGCGCGAGAGACACCGAAUUCGUGGACAAGUACAGCGUGUGUGCACAGGGUCCUCCUGGAGUGCAGGGGCGUGAUGGUAAUCCGGGCGUGAACGGCAUUCCUGGUACCCCGGGAAUCCCCGGCCGUGACGGGGCGAAGGGGGAGAAGGGCGAGUGUGUGAUGGAGAGAUACGAGGAACCGUGGAAGCCGAACUACAAGCAGUGUGCGUGGAGCGCUCUUAACUACGGCAUCGACCUCGGCAAGAUCGCUGACUGCACGUUCACUAAGCUGCGUUCGGACAGCGCCCUGCGAGUGCUCUUCAGCGGCUCGCUCCGGCUCAAGUGUAAGACGGCCUGCUGCGGCCGCUGGUACUUCACCUUUAACGGUGCCGAGUGCGCAGGGCCCUUACCCAUCGAGUCCAUCAUCUACCUGGACCAGGGCAGUCCAGAGUUCAACUCCACCAUCAACAUGCACCGCACGUCCACAGUGGAGGGCCUGUGUGAAGGUAUCAGCGCUGGUCUAGUGGACGUGGGGAUUUGGGUCGGGACCUGCGCCGAUUACCCGCGCGGAGACGCCUCCACGGGCUGGAACUCCGUAUCCAGGAUGAUCAUCGAAGAGCUUCCCAAAUAAUCCCCGCACCCCGUCUCUGGUCUGCUGUCAGAAAUACACAGCUGGAGAACAUCCUCCAUCGCCGUACUCCUCCAACGUUUACUUUUUAUCAGUGUUAAACAAGAAUCAUCUCCACACACUUGUGACCCUCCACACACACUCACACACACACACACACACACACACACACACAGAGACGCAUGUGCGCAGGAAUCCCGGAGCUAUGAGGAGGCAUCGCUAUAUACAGUAUCAAAACAUCUGUAUUAAAAAGAGGUGUUUCUUAUUGUCCAGAGAGAAUUAUAAUCCGGAAAAUAUUUAAUCUGUUUAUACGCCUAGUUAUUCUUAUGUAUUUGUGCAGGGUGUGUCUCGCUGAGACUGGUGGGCGUGUCUUGAGCUGGAAGACACACCCACCAGACCUUUCUGAGUAGUACUCAACUUCUUUUUUCCUACUUGAAUGCUUCCAGAUGUGGACUCAGUCCCACACACACACACACACAUCUUAUUUUUCAAUCAAAUAAAUGAGACGGUUUUA
Molecule: messenger RNA, 1286 nt
Organism: Ictalurus punctatus (channel catfish)
Lineage: Eukaryota; Metazoa; Chordata; Actinopteri; Siluriformes; Ictaluridae
Gene: cthrc1a
Product: collagen triple helix repeat containing 1a
Exons: 4
Coding region: 68-775 (235 amino acids)
Source: RefSeq, a predicted model, not a curated record